CCCUUCCCCGCUCUCUCUCUCUCUCUCUCUCCUCUCUCUCUCUCUCUCUCGCCUUCAGCUUUCUCUUCGAUCGGGAUCGUUUCGCCCUACGUACGUCUUCGUUCGGGAGCUCGACUCGAUUGCGAAUCUCUUCUCGCUGAGAGGUUUUCUUUUUGCGAUGGAGGUCGAAAUCCAGAAGAGGAACAUCGAUUGCGUCUACUUUUUAGCAUCUCCUUGUCACCUGCAAAGAAGGGGAGUGGAUGUGAGUAUCGCCAUAGUGAGAUUGCAAGACUCAAUCCUAGAGAUUGCCGGUACUGGUUGAAUGGAAAUUGUCUUAAUCCAAACUGUGCUUUUCGACACCCUCUGUUAGAAGGCCUAACAGAAACUCUAUCUGAGUCAGUUCCCUUACCAUCCUACAGAUCUGUCCCCACAAGCAAGUCAAAUGUUCCAUGCUACUUCUAUUUUAAUUCAUACUGCAUCAAAGGCGAUCAUUGCCCUUUCCUGCAUGACAUUUUGCCUGGUCAGAAAUUUCUGGCAACUUCUUCUGAAGCUGCCCCCUUCCAUCCAGUGGAACAGAAAACUUCUACUGAAAGUGAUACUGGACCAGCAUCACUGGAGAUGCCAGCAAAUCUGUCGGAGGACACGCCCGAGUUGAUCAAACAAUGCCUGUCUAAAGAGGCUUUCCAACAACCACCUCUGGAGGAACAGAGCCCCUCUGUAGAGUCAUCAGUUCCGGAGUCUAAGAAACCUGCUAUUAAGUUGUUGGACAAUCAGCUUCAUUCUGUGGAUUAUGUAAAUCUUGGCGCACAUCUUUGUCGAGAUCAGAGUUCUGAGGAGCUAGUGAAAGAAUGCGCUGAACAAGAUAAGUGGUGGGAAUCCUCCCCAGGAUUUGAUGUGCUUGUAGAUGAUGAAUCGGAGCAAUUAGCAUACGAGGAUAAUGCUGACUACCUGUUAGCUCAGGAAAAGGAGGCCAAUAUUCUUCAUGGUCAUCUACUCCAGCAUGAUUUUGAAAGUUCUACUGGAUAUGACCCUAGAGAUUACCCUGAUGUUGAGCAUACGUACGCGAAUGGCAUAUAUGACUCUUACGAUUAUCUGGACAGGUAUAAUCCUGAGUAUUUUGAAAGGACUCCUGACUACUCUAGGAAGAGGAUCCUGGAGCCAAUGUUCCAUCAGAGAAGGAAACUGCCUCAUAGGGAACAUGGAGUGGCUGCUAGUGAUGGUUUGGAUCUUCGGGACCACCUGAGGAAGCGCCGGAGGAUGGAUGUUUAUCAGUCUCUUUCUGAAUCUUGGAAUCUCCAUUCCAAUCGAAGAAGAGAUCACAACAGAAAACGACUUGGCUGGCAUGAGAUGGGCUGGUAUCCAGGCAGGUUAGCUUCUGAAGUGGGAAAAAACAUGACCAUCUCAUCACAGAGCAAGACUGUCUCUACAUCAAAUGAUCACCGCAGACAUGGUCGGUUAGGAGAAUAUCCAUGGUCUAAUAGGCAUUCUCGGUCAAGGCGAAAGGAGAGGGAGGCUAGAAGGAGGAAACAUCGGAAGCCUCUUCCCACCCUCUACUGUGAGAUUUCACAAGGCUCGGCUUCAAAGAAGGAGAAAUCCCAGCCAGUAAUGGCUGCUAAUUUCAGUGGACCAAAGACUCUUGCAGAGAUAAAAGAAGCGAAGAGCAGAGCCAAGGCAAAUGGUGAUGGCUCUGAAAGUUGCAUGCCUCAGCAUUCAAGGAGGCCCAAUUCUGAAGACUUUGAGGGCCCCAAACCCUUGAAUGAACUUCUCAAGGACAAGAGAAGACCUUUAUCAAUUGGUGGCAAUAUAAACUGCCCAAUCAAUCCAACAGCCAAGCAGCAACCUGAACAUAUGGUUUAUCAGGUUGAGAGGGGAGUUAGUAAUGGAUGUUUCAAUGAUACCUGUUGUCGCAUAGCUACUGAGAAACAGGAUAGAUCGUAUGACAGCAGUUCAUUUGAUGUUGACGAGGAGGAUGAUGAUCUCUGUGAAAAGAUUGCUCGGUUACUUGCUCAGUAGAUAUUGGGUUGCUGUGACCGAUGGUUUACCUCAUCUAUCAUCGAGUUUGGUAUACGUCUGAAUGCAAUGGACACGAGCUUGUUUAAAGUGUUCUGUUCGGUCUUUCCCAAUUUUGUGCAGGGAGUGAGCAUCAGUGUACAUCUUGUAUGCACUCCUUGUGCAGUUUUUGAAGUAAAUACCAGACUUUUCAUUUUAUUGCGUUGUUUCUGGAGCUAUUUAACAGGAUCUAUUGGCCGUGGUUUCCCAUCACAUUCAACUCAUUUU
This is a messenger RNA of Phoenix dactylifera (date palm), 2256 nucleotides long. Its product is annotated as zinc finger CCCH domain-containing protein 34-like. Lineage: Eukaryota; Viridiplantae; Streptophyta; Magnoliopsida; Arecales; Arecaceae. Gene Ontology annotation, molecular function: metal ion binding; mRNA binding. The record is from RefSeq and is a predicted model, not a curated record.